AUGGCGGCGGCGGUGGCGGCGGCGGGGCCGGUGGACUGCCACUGCCACCUCGCCGCGCCCUGCUUCCAGACGGACGUGGCGGCCGUGGUGCGGGCGGCGGAGCAGGCGGCGGUGUCGGCGCUGGUGGUGGUGUCGGAGCAGGCCGGCGAGUUCCGGAGCGUCGUGGCGCUGUCGGAGAGAUUCCCAGGGUUUGUUUUGCCAUGCCUGGGAGUUCACCCGGUUCAAGAGAUUUCGCCAGAGGAACAGCGCAGUGUUACUUUGAAGGAUCUGGAUGCUGCGUUGCCGCUUAUAGAACUCUACAAAGAUAAAUUGGUGGGGAUUGGAGAAGUUGGACUAGAUUUCACUCCCAGAUUUGCCAGCACGGAUGAACAGAAGGAAGGACAAAGACAGGUUUUGAUCAAGCAGAUUGAGUUAGCAAGAAGACUGGAUUUGCCUUUAAAUGUUCAUUCCCGCUCAGCUGGAAGACCAACCAUUAAUCUCUUAAAGGAACAAGGUGCUACAAAGGUGUUACUCCAUGCAUUUGAUGGAAAGCCAUCUGUAGCGAUGGAAGGGGUGAAAGCUGGAUACUUCUUCUCCAUUCCUCCUUCCAUUAUAAGGAGUGAACAGGAAAUCUGCUCAAAUUGGCUAAGUUACAGACCUUUGAAGAAUUGUGAUUAUCACAAGAAGCAGAAGCUUGUGAAGCUGUUGCCUCUGGAACAUAUGUGCUUGGAAACUGACUCUCCUGCGCUGGGGCCUGAAAAACAGGUGAGAAAUGAACCAAAAAAUAUUUACAUUGCUGCAGAAUAUAUUGCCAAAAUUAAAGGAAUUCCAGUUGAAGAAGUUAUAGAAGUGACUACACAGAAUGCACUGAAAGUAUUCCCCAAACUUCAGAACUUUCUUCGGAUAUAGAUUCAGAAACUGAAAUAUAUGAUAUUGCAGAAACUAUUAUUUAUGGUGUAACUAAUAAAACCAACGUGCGUCUUGUCUUAAAGUGGAGUUUUGCUGUUGGAAAGUUCAAGAAGUGAACAGAGUGUUAUAUAGAUGCAUAGGAUGAAUAUAGGGAAUUUCUCAAAGACCUUUAGUAUGCACCAUUGUCAUCUCUUGGAUGUGAUAAAGACAGGUUGUUCAUUUGCA
This is a messenger RNA of Gymnogyps californianus (California condor), 1113 nucleotides long. Its product is annotated as putative deoxyribonuclease TATDN3. The coding region runs from base 1 to 888 and encodes 295 amino acids. Gene Ontology annotation, molecular function: hydrolase activity, acting on ester bonds. The record is from RefSeq and is a predicted model, not a curated record. Lineage: Eukaryota; Metazoa; Chordata; Aves; Accipitriformes; Cathartidae. The transcript has 11 exons.